Messenger RNA from Aphidius gifuensis, 977 nucleotides. RefSeq lists its product as uncharacterized. NCBI's taxonomy places the organism in Eukaryota, Metazoa, Arthropoda, Insecta, Hymenoptera, Braconidae. The record is from RefSeq and is a predicted model, not a curated record. The transcript is spliced from 3 exons. Bases 65 to 334 code for a protein of 89 amino acids.
CAGCUUGUUUUUUAAUCAGUAACCGUGUGGUCAUUAAGAAAGAAUCACUUUAGCAAGAAAUAAUAUGAAGACUAGUUUGAUACUUUGCGUUUUUUUCUUGAUGGCAUGUUUGGCCACUCAAGGGAAAGCUGAUUGCCCAGGAUUCAAAGAUUGUGGACCUUUAAAAACAGGUGAAAUAUGCACUGAUCAAUGUGUUCCAUAUGAGUGUCAAGCAGAUGGCUCAUACACCUCAUCUGGAUGUGCAGAAUUCCGGUGCAAAAAACAAAUCGGAUAUCAAGAAACUGAUCUUUCUAAACCUUUCCCAGACUGUUGUCCAAGGCCAAUAUGUGGAUAAUUAUGAGAUUAGAUUUUUUAAAAUACUUUACAAACUCUCGAUUAACAUAUAAUAUUUAAUUUGUUUACUUGUGUUUUCUAGAUGUUGUUUAACAAUAAAAAAUACGUGUAUCAAAUAUUUUUAUUUUAUGGAAAUUAAUUGUUGUUCGAGUUAUGUUAAUUUUUAUAUGUUCCGGUAUUAGUUUUUUUUUUUUUUUUUUUUUUAAUUAAUUUAUUUCAUUAAUAAAAAAAAAAAUAAAAUAAAAAAAUGUAUUGUGAUUAUUUUCAUGAGUAAUAUUAUUAAUAAAUUAUUUUUUUUAAUUUUUACCUGAAUUAAAAUAUUCAUCUGAAAACGAGUUUGAUAAGCUAUAAAAAGUAGGAACUUUCUUUUUGUUUUUAAACUUUGCAUUAAAAAUAUGUCAAUAAAUAAAUUACGAAAUAUUGCAAUGUGUCAAUGAAAGAUGUUUCGAGAAGACUUUUUUUAUUUUUUUAAAAUUUUUUCUGCAUGGACACUUUUCGCUAUAAAUACCCAGUUGUAAUUUGAAUCGGAAUCAGAAUUUCAACAACCAUCGAAGACUAAUCAUCUAAAAACACGCAACGUUGUAAAAUGAAGUCUACAAUAAUAUACUGUUUAUUUAUUUUAAUCGCAAUACAAUCCUUUGAAG